GUCAUUUUUCCAGAGUACAUCGUCUUAUGUGUAUUUGUUGCUGAUAUAGUUGUAUUUUACAACUUCUCCAAUAUAACGUAAUACAUGCACCCCCACGCUUUUCCACAACCAGAAUAGCCAUCCAUGGAUAUAGACUGAUAUUUAACUGCUAUGCUAUCGUUAACCUCUUCAUAUUCUGGCACCGUCAUGCACUUAACUAGCGAAGACCUCGAAAAGCACAACAGCAAGGACUCCUGCUGGGUGGCCAUCCACGGCUCCGUCUACGAUGUAACAGACUUCCUCGAGUCCCAUCCAGGCGGGCCAAAGGUCAUCUUGCGAUGCGCCGGAAAAGACGCAACAGCAGACUUCGACGCCGUGCAUGACCUCGAACUGCUAGCACAGACAUUACCCGCGUCCGCUCUCCGAGGGACAAUAACCCCCGGUUCUCUCUCUGUUAGCAACAAACAACCAUCGACAGGAAACAAGAACACGACAGAGGCACCACCCCUAACUAGCCUCAUCAACCUACAUGACUUCGAGCAAGUCGCCCAAACCCACCUGACUCCCAACGCCUGGGCCUACAUCUCCUCGGGCGCCGAAGACGAACUCACCAAGCGCCAAAACGCCAAAGCAUUCCAGAAGGUUUCCCUGCGCCCGCGCAUCCUCCGCCGUAUUCCAACCACCGACACUACCGUCACCAUCCUGGGAAAGAAAGUCUCGCUACCGGUGUACAUGAGCGCGACGGGGAUCGCCAAAUAUGCACACCCGGACGGCGAGCGGGCAUUUGCGGCUGCGGCUGGACAUGAGGGACUCGCGAUGCUACUUGCCAAUGGGUCAAGUUUUCCGAUUGAGCGGGUGAUGGAGGCGAGGACAGACGGCUCGCAGCCGGUGUUUCAGCAGUUGUAUGUGAAUCGAGAGAUUGGCAAGUCGGAGGAGAUUGUGCGGCGUGCCGAAAAGGCUGGGGCUGGCGCGAUUUGGAUUACGGUGGAUUCGCCGGUUGUGGGGAAGAGGGAGAUGGAUGAACGGUUGAAUUUGGAACAGGAUUCUGGGUCUGGACAAGGCGUUGCGAAGACAAUGGCUAGUUUUAUAUCGCCGUUCAUUGACUGGGAGAUCCUCACCUGGCUGCGGGGGAUAACCGGCCUGCCUAUUGUUAUUAAAGGCAUCCAGUGUGUUGAGGACGCAGUUCUUGCGUAUCAACAUGGCGUUCAAGGGAUUGUUCUUUCCAACCACGGUGGGCGCUCGCAGGAUACAGCCCAAGCACCGCUUCUGACUCUUCUGGAGAUCAGACGGUACGCGUCAUUUCUAAUCGACAGCCCGAUGGAAAUCUACAUUGACGGCGGUAUUCGGCGCGGUACCGACGUGCUGAAGGCUAUUGCUUUGGGUGCAACUGCCGUCGGGAUUGGACGACCUCUGCUGUACAGUCUUUCAGCUGGGUAUGGCGAGCAGGGUGUGCGACGAGCUAUCGACAUCCUAAGACAGGAGAUCGAGGCGAACAUGACGUUCCUUGGGGUGACGAGUAUGAAGGAGUUAGGGCCACAUCUACUGAAUGCAUCUCGACUGGAGAGAGACGUUGUUGGGGCAGUGAAGUUAUAAGUAAUGAAACCAAGAAACAAGAAUACUCUACUGAAG
Aspergillus versicolor CBS 583.65 is the source of this 1608-nucleotide messenger RNA. Its product is annotated as FMN-dependent alpha-hydroxy acid dehydrogenase. The transcript is spliced from 4 exons. Bases 187 to 1572 code for a protein of 461 amino acids. The record is from RefSeq and is a predicted model, not a curated record. NCBI's taxonomy places the organism in Eukaryota, Fungi, Ascomycota, Eurotiomycetes, Eurotiales, Aspergillaceae. Gene Ontology annotation, molecular function: heme binding; oxidoreductase activity.